AGGAUAAAUAGCAGUAAUAGGCAGAUAUUUAAGAACUUCAUAAGAAUAGUCUGAAGAGGUCAAUAAACCUACUAGAAGAUAUAUCAAGAGGUGUCAAGAAGAAUGUUGUACGAUGAUGUGUUAGUGUUACUGGGAGAGUUUGGACGACAUCAGAAAUUGAUGGUCAUCUUUACAGCAUUGUGUUCUUUUACCUCAGGUCCAUCACAGCUGAGUUCUGUUUUUACAUUGAACAUUCCUAAACACAGAUGUGCUCUUCCAGGUUAUGAUAAUGAUACAUAUCAAAUACAAGAUGAUUACCAUAGUUACCUUAUUAACCAAUCCAUUCCCUCACAUUCUAGCUGUAUGUUACGUAAUCAAUCUAUAGACCAGAAUGGGAAUUUGACUUCACGAGAAUAUAAAUGCCAAUCUUGGGUUUAUGAUAAAUCUGAAUUCUUUUCUUCAUUUGUUACAGAGUUUGAUCUUGUAUGUGACAGAGCAGUGUAUAAGACCAAUGCUGUUAUGGUGUUAUUUCUUGGUUUGUUGGUUGGUUACUCUACAUUAAGUACUGCAGCUGAUAUGUUUGGUAGAAAACCUUUACUGGUAGUGUGUAACAUUGCCUUUGUGGCGUGUCAUUAUUUAAUGAUAUGGUCUCCAAAUUAUAUAUUUUUGAUGUUUAUUAGAUUUCUACUUGGUUUAAGUAUGUCUGGCCAAGUUCUAGCACUAUAUAUCAUAGGUCUGGAGUUUGUUGCACCCAAUCAAAGAAUAUACGCUGGUGUAGCAUCAUUUUAUACAUGGUGUAUGGGUUCUAUGAUUUAUAUUGGUAUGGCAUAUUUUAUUCGCAACUGGAGAACAUUACAGAUUGUAGUGGCGGUUUACGUUACACCUGUUCUCUUCUUUUUCUUGAUUGUACCAGAAAGUCCACGAUGGUUAUUGACCAGGGGAUAUAACAGUAAAGCCAGCAAAAUAAUCCUAAAAUCAGCCAGAAUCAAUAAUAUAGAAUUCGAUAAAGAAUUGAUUGAAGGCAUAAAGGUUCAGGAUAAAGUUACAAAAUUCAAAUUUUGGAGAAUGUUUACAAAUUACAGAUUGUGUAUCAGAACACUUAUUAUCUAUUUUACGUGGUUUGCUUCCAGUAUGACAUAUUAUGGAAUAUUGUUAAAUAUGAGUAUAUUAUCAGGAAAUAUAUACCUCAAUUAUGUCAUUUCAACGGCAUUGGAAAUAAUAACAUAUACCGUAGUAAUGUUGUCAACAGAUAAAAUUGGUAGAAAAAUGAUGCUGUGUAUAAGUUUGAUAGUAUCUGCUAUUUCGUUAACGUCUUGUAUAUUCACAUUAUUGUACGCUCCUUCAGACUUCGAUUGGUUAACAACUGUAUUCGCUAUCAUUGGGAAAUUUGGUGCCACUACAGCUUUCUGUAUCCUCUGGUUUUGGACUGGUGAAUUAUUUCCAACAGAACUUAGAAAUACCGGGACUGGAACAAGUUCAGCUAUGGCGAGGAUUGGAUCAGUUGUCGCCCCUUACAUUGGAUACAUGACUGUCAGUAUUUCGGGAGCAUUUGGUCGAAUAUCACCAUUUGUUGUGUUUAGUAUUAUUUGUAUAUUGGCUCUAACAUUAUCAACUAUAUUUUUACCAGAAACAUCCCAUCUUACAUUACCAGAAACAAUUGAUGACUGUAUUCAACUGGGUCAUGGGUUUGGGAAACCAAGGAAAUUGAAACAAGUAGAAGAAGAGAUCAAAAUGUUGAAAAGUGAAACUAAAAUGUAAAGCAAAUUCUUUGUUAUAGGUCUACAUGACGUAUCGAAUAAUUUUGCAAAACAAGCCAAAGGUAAACAUCGAGCAUAAAACCUUGACAUUUCUUAUACUAUUCUCAAUGUCUUGUAAAUAAAAACUUAUGACAG
Molecule: messenger RNA, 1871 nt
Organism: Lottia gigantea (owl limpet)
Lineage: Eukaryota; Metazoa; Mollusca; Gastropoda; Lottiidae
Exons: 11
Coding region: 103-1737 (544 amino acids)
Biological process (GO): transmembrane transport
Cellular component (GO): membrane
Molecular function (GO): transmembrane transporter activity
Source: RefSeq, a predicted model, not a curated record